This is a messenger RNA of Manduca sexta (tobacco hornworm), 1190 nucleotides long. RefSeq lists its product as uncharacterized. Gene Ontology annotation, molecular function: DNA binding. NCBI's taxonomy places the organism in Eukaryota, Metazoa, Arthropoda, Insecta, Lepidoptera, Sphingidae. Gene Ontology annotation, biological process: regulation of transcription by RNA polymerase II. Gene Ontology annotation, cellular component: nucleus; transcription regulator complex. The transcript has 3 exons. The record is from RefSeq and is a predicted model, not a curated record. Bases 308 to 1042 code for a protein of 244 amino acids.
ACGGCGCGGCGCGCUGCGGUUAGCGGUCGCGAGUCGUGGCACAAACCGCGCGGGUUCCCCGCGCCCGCUGACGGGGGCCACGCUGCCGCGCGCCGCUCGAUAGAUAAGCCUGUCCGGAUAGGUGCACCAUACGAUCGUCAAAAACGUGGACACACGAGUUAGCAGCGGCCAUUUUGAAGCGAAACGCCGCGUUCCCCCGCUGCGCGUCAGUAGCCCGGCGGCCGCCCGCUCGUGUGUACGAACGCGCAAGAUAGUAUACACUUUUUAAAACACGUUUUACACGUAAUUUUCUUACAUUUCUGCCGCAAUGCAGUUCGAAUAUGACCCGGACAGAUUGAUAGAGGAGGUGAAGAAACGGCCUGGCAUAUGGGACUACGACCAUCCCGACUACCGAGCGAAAAACAUGCGAUUCCAUCUGUGGAACGAAGUUGUCAUGGCGUUAAUGCAAACAACUAUGAAGUUGUCCAAGAGCGAAAUACGAGAACUAGAAAUCCAAUUGCAGAAAAAAUGGAAAAGCAUCCGAGAUUGUUUUCAAAAAUACUUAUUACGACCGAAUAGAACGCGGCGGCCGUAUAUCUACGCUAAACAACUGCAGUUCUUGUUACGAGAUCAAGAUUUACCGAGAAAAGACGAGAUUGAAGACGGUACGACGGAAUCAGACGAAGAAACUAAAGUUAAAAAAGUGUGGCGGUCUAGAAAAAAGUUGAAACUCAUCAAAGACGAGGAGCAGACCUCUGAGGAUGAUGUUGCAGACGUAGACACCAUGGUAGAUGUUAGAGAUGAAUCGAAUGAAACAAUGGAAAUAAACAUUCCACAAAAUAGCCAUUCAAAAAUGAGUCGAUCACAAACAGACGAAUUUGCGUUUGCCAGUGUAGAUUCACAGAAAACUGACACCGACGAUCCAGAUAGACUUUUCCUUUUAUCGUUGUUACCUCAUAUGAAAUCUAUACCUGAAGAAUUUCGACUGAAUGUCAAAAUGGAACUGAUGCAAGUGUUGAGGAAUGCAAAUUAUGCAACUUCUAAGGAGCACAAGCUUAUUUAACUGAUUAUGAGAUAAUUUAAUAUAAUUAUUUACGUACCGUUAAGUUUAAAGUUACUUGUUAAGUUUACCUAAUGUCAUAGUUAUAUAAAUACUUUUAUAAAGACAUAGAUUAUUAAAACUUUCCAAAAUAUAGUGAUAUUAAAAUAAA